Molecule: messenger RNA, 1371 nt
Organism: Exserohilum turcica Et28A
Lineage: Eukaryota; Fungi; Ascomycota; Dothideomycetes; Pleosporales; Pleosporaceae
Exons: 2
Coding region: 1-1371 (456 amino acids)
Biological process (GO): protein targeting to membrane; peptidyl-L-cysteine S-palmitoylation
Cellular component (GO): Golgi apparatus; endoplasmic reticulum membrane; endoplasmic reticulum
Molecular function (GO): protein-cysteine S-palmitoyltransferase activity
Source: RefSeq, a predicted model, not a curated record
AUGGAGUUCUCGCAACUCGCCGUGCCCUGCGUCUACGCUCUAAUCUUCUUCCUGGGCUAUCCCUCGCAGUACCUGCUGCUGCACCUGGAUCCCGCGCCGCUGAGCAAAAACGAGCUCAUUGCCGCGAAUGUGAUUCUCGUGCUGAUUCUGAUUACGUAUUCCAAGAGCGUAUUUGUCGAUCCGGGCACGAUUCCCAGGAAUUGGAAUCUGGGUGGCGGUGCUGCUGCUGCUGCUGAGGCGAAGACGGAUGAGAAGGAAGAGGAGGCGGCAGCGGCAGCGGCGGCGGCGGUAGGAAAGAGUCGGAAAUGGUGUUUUCGAUGCAUACCUAAAAUGGACCACCACUGCCCCUGGACCAACAACUGCGUCAGCCACACGACAUUCCCGCACUUUAUCCGGUUUCUCAUGUACACGAGCAUCGGGCUGGGGAUGCUGCAAUCCUUCCUAUUCACGCGCCUCGCGUUCCUAUGGACCAACUUCGACAUGCCUUCAUCACUGGGCCCCACAAAGCUGCAACUGGCACACCUCUUCGCCGUAAUAAUCACAAACAGCAUCACGCUGUUUAUCCUGGGCAUCCUGUUCCUGCGCAACCUGUGGUGCCUCGCCGUCAACACCACCACCAUCGAAGGCUGGGAAAUCGAACGCCACAAGACGCUGCUCCGCCGCGCCCGCCAGUACGGCGGCUACUUGCCCUCGCCUGACGGCGCGCACCAGAUUCGCAUCAAGAAGCAGGAGUUCCCAUACGACAUUGGCAUCUGGGCGAACAUUGUGCAGGGCAUGAAUUCGGCAAACCCGCUUUCCUGGCUUAAUCCUUUGGCUCCCACGCCCAGUGUGGCGAGUGGCCUGGCGUUUGAGACGAAUGGCUUCGAGGACGAGGGCACCGCGUGGCCGCCGCCAGACCCGGAUCGCGCGUACAGGAGGAGCAUCAAGGCGCCUGAGGGUGAUGCGUUUCGCUUUGGGGACCCGGGCAUGAAUGCCGAGGAGACGCUCAAGGCGUUCAAGGCGAGGCAGUUUGAGGAUGAGUUGAGGAGGAGGAAGUCGUAUGCGGGACGUGUGUAUCAAAAGGUGAUGGAUGACGAGGAUGAAUAUCAUCGCAGUGGUGAAGCAGGGCGGGAUGAAGAUGGAUAUGCGUAUGGCCAUGGUGCUAGUGACGACGGAGAGGAAGAGGACGAGGACGAGAAGAAAAAGUAUGGCGAUGGUAAACAAGAAGGCGAGGCAGCGUGGCGCAACUCGGAGGGUGAGCGGCUGAAAGAUUUUGGCGUGGAUGAGGACGUCGAGUUCUACGAUGAGCAGGAAGACGAUAUACCGCUGAGUGAGCUCCUGGCUAGAAGGCGAGCCGCAUCAACAUCAGCGUACAGUCGUCCGUCGCAGUAG